Astrephomene gubernaculifera is the source of this 1966-nucleotide messenger RNA. Lineage: Eukaryota; Viridiplantae; Chlorophyta; Chlorophyceae; Chlamydomonadales; Astrephomenaceae. The record is from the annotation of a GenBank genome assembly.
AUGUAUUCAGUCAUUGGAUAAAAGGGUUCUGUAUUCAAGAUGUUUGUAUAUUGCCUUGCAUGAAUUACGCCCGACUGCUUCCACAUGAACCUGGUCCUGUGGACUAGCUGGGUCUUCUUCACCUUGCUUCUCAUAACGGCACAUGACGCGGCAGCUUCUAGUACGGAACGGGAGCGUGAAAAGAGUAGUGGCGAUAGGAAGCAGCUCAUGGACGGCAGGUCUGACCGUGAGUCUGACACCUUCAGCCUAUGCCAGCAACUCAAUCGUUUGCUGUCAAACGUGACGGGCGCUGAGCCUAUUGUCUUGAAACUUAACCGUCACCUCCAGUUGGAGCAGUACCAUCAACGUCAACUGCUGGAACUGCAGCUGGAGGCCGCACUCAUACAGAAGGAAGAACAUCAAAGAGUAGAUGAUGAAACUCUGCGACAGGUCGAAUUGCAUCGCAGCAAAGUAAGGUUCCAUGAGUCCGCCCGACAUGCUAUUGCUGCGCAGCUUCAACAGAAGGUUAACGCUCGCGCCGUGGAUGCAUCAGCACAUUACGAUGCAACUUGGAGUCAGGCUGUGGACCUCCUCUUUCUCCAGCACUGUUUGCUCCUCCCACAUCCCAAGCUCGGCCCCAACACAAGGCCCGACAAACACCACCUAGAAACGCAUUCUUCCCUUCCGAGCCAUGGCCAGGCUCAAUGGUAUAAUCAUCGCCUUCAUGGCCGGUCCCAGUCCGCUGCACAGCCUCCUGAGCUCAGCCGUCCUCUGGUCUCCUUGCUAGUCCAGUACUUCAACCGGCCUUGGAUGCUCCCACUGCUUGUCGAGCCCUUUCGAAGCUGCUCUGCAGCCCACAGUAAUACUUUUCUAGGCGACGAUACCACCAGCGAUACUACUGCUAGUACAGGCAAAAGCAAUCGCAGCAGCAACAGCAGCGACAGAAGCAGUAGCAGCAAUACGCGGGGAGGCAGCAGUAGCAGCCUUGGUUUCGGAAUUGAAAUGCUCAUCAAUGUUGACAGUCGGAUCGAUGCGGCGGCAGUUGCGGAGUUUGCGUCUGGACCUCUGGGAUCCGACUUUGUCGUACUGGUGUUCAGCAAUAAUGUUCAUGAGAUCCGGUCGUACAACCGCCUUGCGCAGAUGGCACGUGGGAAGAUCUUAAUCAUGAUGCAGGAUGAUGACGUGUUCCCAGCGGAAACGGCAUGCGCAUGGCUGGAGUCCGUGGUUCGUGCGUUCCGGCGGUGGCCGCGUCUUGGGGCUGUGGGCUCCCAGCGCUACGUGUUCGACUACCACCCAAACACCACCGACACUGGGGUGCACUUCUGGGACCCGGGAGCUCCUGGCGCCAGGAAACCGGGUGGCAGCACAGGCGACAGCGAAGGGAUUGAGGACGCAGCCAGCGCGGCGAUUGAUGAUACCAAUGCCGAUGCGGACAACGAGGAUGUGGAAGGGGAAGGGAAAGAGGCGCCUGCAAUGGUCGAGGAAGCGAGUAACGACGGGCGGUUGCGGAUGCAGUUCGUAACCAUUGUCGACUACGCGCCCAUCGCGGUACGCCGCGGCGCCUUUUUGGGUGUGGGCGGCAUCGACGAGGGCAUGAGUGACGCCGGCAUGUGCGGAGUGCACAGCGACUAUGACUUGACACUGCGCAUGUGGCUGUCUGGGUGGCAGGUGGCCUACAUUGAGGUGCCGGGCCUGGACAAGGACCCCCGGGAGGGCGAGGGCGGCACGCACCGGCCGGGGGUGUCUGGGUACUGUUGGGAGCGGCAGUGGGAGCUGGCAAUCGGGUACAUGCGCGAGCGCUGGGGUCAGUACAACCGCUGGAAUCCAGAUUCGUACUACUGGUUCGGCAGCAAUGUUUUCGAGGUUGUGGCGGAGCAUGUACGACUCCUCAACCUGAGGCUGCUGGCACCGCUGGCAGAGCCGCCUGGCAGCUUCUGUCCCUUUGGUUACGGAUGCGAGGACACGCCGGUGGAUCGGAUCACAGGCG